AUGUCUUCGCGAUAUCCCCCAUUAUCUGGGUUCAAUUCCCGGGACCGUUCCCCCCAGCGCUUCGGUGACCGUCGACCUCCUUCGGGUCCUCGUGGCUCUGAUGAUGCGAUUCCGCCGCCUUUGGGUCGCGAGCCGCCUCGCGGUCCCAAGGCUUUGAUUGACCACCCUCCCCGAGGCCAUUAUGUUGGUCGAGGUCGAGGUUACGGCCGCGGUGGUGACUUCCGUGAUCGAGAUCGGGACCCGCGAGACCGUGAUCGUGAUCGGGAUCGCGACUUUCGGGAUCUUCGAGAUGGCCCCCCUCCCUUCCGUCGUGAUCUUGACCGAGAUUGGGGUGGCCGGCGGGAUCGCGAUUUUGACCAUAGGGAUUCACGGGGUGGUUUCGGUCGUGGUCGUUCCCGCUCCCCGCCGCCGCCGCCGCGCGAUUUCCGUGACAUGAGAGAGCCCUUGGUCCGCGACCCAGACCUUGUCCGAAUGCGCCGUGGCUCCCGUGACAGCAUACUAUCUACAUCGUCUAUAGGGCCGCCCGAUGGCCCUCCGACAAUUGGACAUCAUCCUCGCAGCGGGCCCAUCCGAGGUCGAGGUAGGGGUGAUUGGGAUGGCGGCCGCGGCCGCGGUGGCCGGCCCCCAUUUCUUGACGACCGUGAUUCUUUUCGUCGACGGAGUCGCUCGCGUGAUGGAUGGUGGGAUCGCGACCGUGAACGAGACCGUGAGAGGGACCGAGACCGUGAUCGCGAACGCGAACGCAUGUUGGAAAUUCGAGACCGCGAACGAGACAGAGAACGCGAUAGAGAGCGGGACAGAGAUAUCAGGGAUCGUGAGAGGGAUCGAGAAAUACUUGACCGUCGAGCAGAACGAUUCGAACGUCGAGAGGAGCCAGAGCGACGCCUCGAACGUGACGACCGUGAUCGUGACCGCGAAAGGGAUCGAGAUCUCCUGGACCGUCGUGACCGUGAGAGAGACCGUGAAAUACUAGAGCGUCGAGCGGAACGAUUUGAACGUCGAGACGAGCCAGAUCGACGCAUUGAACGAGACGAUCGUGACCGAGAUCGACCCGCGUCUGACCUGUGGAAACGUGACCGACCUCCCAGUCGCGCCGAUACCCGAGUUCCCCUUCCUAGCACGUCAACCCCGACCUCCGCCUCUCAUCCAUCCUUACCCCCACCGCCACCCGUCGCAGCCAUUGUGCCUCCUGACCCAGAGCGCCCUGUAGACCAUCUGCCACCUGAUCUUCCCCGCAAACCGUCGGUGCCAGAACCUCGCCGUGACAUCGACCGGCCGGAGCUACUGCCACCUCGCCCGGAACCAGUCAAAGAUCUCCCUGUCCCAGGGAAGCGCUCGCCUCCCCCAUCAGCCCCUCAGGUACCCGCGUUUGGCUCAGUGGCUGUCCCCAUUCCUGGUCCGACAGAAAAGCCCCUUGCCGACACAGCACCCGCUGGCCCACUGCCACCGGCCAGAGCAGAAGAACGAAAUGAGCCUCCGUCAUCGCGCCCACUAGUGCAGCCUCCCACCGGACCAAAGGCGGAGCGGGCAGGACCACAGCCGCCGUCGCCAUUGGAACAGCGCAUUCGUCGCGAUGAUGGUCCCGAACUCACGGGGCGGAUGGAUCCUGUUUCCCGCACUUCUAAACCACCCUCUGGCGCUCCAGGUGCUGGGCCCAGGCCAGCACCCGAUUUGUCGCCUCCGACUGCUCCAGCAUCUAUGGCCAAACCUCCAGUUCACCAGGAACCGCAAUUAGUAACAAGACCCGGUCCAGCACCAGCGUCACCCGUUUUUGACAGGCGGCAACCGCCUCCUAUUGCUCGAGCGGUUUCUCCCACGUCUCCUCGCAUGCAGUACAGUAUUCCAACAGGUCCACGUGCCUUCCAACAACGACCACCACCCUCACCAGCACGUGGACCACCCAAAGGUAGUAAACAAUGGGUUCGUCCGGGAUACAGUAAUCCACCCUUUGGGCCGAAUUCAAUUGCACUACCCAAGCGAGGCUCCUUUAAUGGAAAAGAGCGAAUUUUGUCUGUCAGUGAUGAGCCGAAACGGGAGCCGCCGCCGCCGCCGUCUCCUACUCAAUAUGACAGCGAUCAGGAACUUGAAGCUGGUGAGAUUGCGCCAACGAAGGAGCCAGAACAACCACAGGUGCCCAUAGAGCGCCCUGAGCGCCUCGAUCGCCCCGAACGUCCCAAGCCCGUUCGUGAGCCUACUCCACCACCUCCACCAGCACCCAAGCCUCCCGUGAAGCAACCGGCAGUUGAGGAAACAAAGAAGUCCGAUGAGCCAUCUCCGGAGGACACCGUGAUCCCAGACUUUGGUGCCGAAAGCGACGAGGACGAAGAUGAAAAUGUCUUUACGCAGGAUUAUCUCGAGGAGCGAAAACGGAUCUUUGAGAAAGAUAUGCAGGUGUUACGGACAGAGAUUCCCCGGCCUCCAUUAGAGGACCCAACAAUUGUGUCGUUACUUAUGCGCAUUCAGCUUCUAGGUAUGAUAGCUCAUGAUGUACCCGAGCCUGUCCGCGAAUCGGAGCCCGCACCUGAACCAGCACAAAAACCUACGCCCGAACUCGAAGCAGAGCCACAGCCCGAGUCACAGCCAGAGCCAGCAAAUGAACCAGAAAUGGAAUUAAAAAAGGUACCUGAACCGGAGCCAGCAACGGAGCCAGCGAAGGAACCAGAAAUGGAACAAGAAAAGUUGCCUGAACCGGUGCCAGAUUCAGCUCAACGGAUGGAGAUAGACGAACCCCAUGAGACAGACCAGGCAUUGGAUGAGGUGGUAGAAGAAGAGAUUCCGAAAGAAGAGCCUAUUGUUCCAGCGAAGGUCAAACCAGAUGGCGAACUACCGGCCAAGGCUGUUCUUGAAUCGCUUCCUGAUGCCAAGGCGAUCACGCUUGAAAGUCUGCCGUUCUUGAACACUGGCCCUCCCACGCCCCUCUCCGAGCUCGAUGUGUAUCAAGAAAAUGUAGUCUAUUUCGAAACUAUACGAGAAACUCUGCGAGAGGAAUUGAAAAAGCAACGCAAGGAAAUUGCGCGCAAAAAUGCUGUGCUUCGGGAAGAAUAUUUGUCUAUCUACAAGCCCUGGAGGAUGGAGAUCUGGGAGAUGGAUAACGAGAAGGGGAAGAACAGACUGACACCCAGUCAAACGCCACCGCCUCCUCCACCAGCCCUGCCAUUACCGACUACCACAGCGGAGGGAAGGAGGUAUAAAGGAAAUAGCGAGCUUGAUUUCCAAAACGCCCUUCGUGCGUCAGAAAUCUCAGCCCAAGAGGAAUUAGAGCGACGCCGUGGCAGCAAAGCUACUGCUCGACCGGACCCCAAUAGGGAGGCGGUUAUUCCGAACAUGAUGGAGCCACCUGAGGCAAAGGCGGCGGUCUACAAAGAUACCAACAACGUCGUACCCGUUGCGAAUGCUAUGGAAGUGUUUGGAUUCUUUCCACCAUCGAACGACUUUACUCCGCUGGAACACGAGCAGUUCACUAAUGCCUUCAUGGCCCAUCCUAAGAAAUGGGGCAAGAUCGCUGCAGAACUGCCUGGGCGGGAUUACCAGCAGUGUAUCAUUCAUUAUUAUUUGACAAAGGAAGAAAUUAAAUACAAGGCCAAGCUGAACAAGCGCUGGAGUCGUCGUGGCCGUGCUAAGCGAUCUGCACGGCCCAAGUCCAAUGCGCUCAUGGUUGAUCUCGGCGUGGUCAAGCCCGAUUACGAAGGCGAGGAAGAGCCCCCUCCUGUCACGGAUACCGGUCGUCCACGUCGUGCAGCUGCGCCCACGUUUGGAGACACCUCUGUUGAAGCUGAGCAUGUGACGAAUGGCCGACGAGGUGCUACCAAGGAUAUCGGAGAGCAGCCAGAGAAACCUGCUCGACGAGGUCGCACUGGUCCUGGAUCCCGGGGUGGGCGACGAGGCAAAGCUGCUCAACAACAUCAACACCAACAUCAACCGUCUCAACCCCCGACGCCGCAGGAGCAGCCAACCGGAAACAUUUCUAUACCAGUUCCGAGCGCAAUUCCCCGGAUUCCCAAGCGUGAAACGGCAGAACCUAUAUUGGAUAAUGCAAUAGAACCGGUAAUAUCGCGACCAAAAGAGACACGCGAGAAAGAACCACAAGACGUCCCUGCUCCGCCACGCGGGAAAGCUGGGCGCAUACGUCAAAAAGACGGCGUGUAUGUCUUCGAGUCGAACGAACCGGAGCCUCCAGCCCAAUUUAAGGCACCCGAUGUGGGAGGUUAUGGCUCAAUGCAGCCAACCAGCUACUGGUCUGUGCCUGAACAGCGCGAUUUCCCAUUGUUGCUGGCGCAUUUUGGCAAGGAUUGGGAGGGCAUCUCGAGCUUCAUGAAGACGAAAACGACUGUCAUGGUCAAGAACUACUUUCAACGCCGGGUUGACGGGGGCCACAAGGAAUUUGAGGACAUUGCUGGCGAAGCGGAGCAUAAGAAGGCGCGUGGUGAGCCCACAGGACCGUUGCCUACCCCCAGUGGUCCUACCAAACGACGCUACGAAGCGACUCCAUCGUCGAUCGUACCUCGACCUCUAGCUCCACACACCGAUCCUCUCGAGUCUGACAAAAAGCCUGUUGGAUUGUCUUCUCAAGCUGUUCCGCUGCAUACGCGAGCGCCCUCUGAAAAGGAGCGGAAUAUGCCAAGGUUCGCGCCCCUUGCCCAAGCUAGCGCUGCUCCGAUGACGACCACCGCCCUUCUCAACGAAGACCCACGAACGGCUCGUGCUCCUAGCGGCAUGCCACGCUUGCCAGGCCCCAAGAUGGGUCUGUUUACUGAAGAAAGGCGAGAACCGCCAGCGACUGCGUUGCCUCAGACCGUGCCUCGGUUCCAGGAUGCACAUAUCUCGGCACGCCAGACACCCUUGUCAAUGCCCGAGAUGGCGCGAAUGGAACCCUUGCAUCCAUCGGGCUAUCGUGACGUCCAUGGCUCGCCGUUGCUUGCUCCCCAGGGUACCGCUCCACCACCGCCUCAGCCGUCGUUCAUGCAGUCACAGCCCCCACUCGUGUCUCACUCUCGCCAUCCCAGUCUUGGAAAGGCGCCUGGAUCUCCAGUACCGCCACAACUUCAGAGACUGGAUCAUGACAUUUCUCCAAUCCGGCGCGAUUCAGUCAGCCAAAGACCGUUGUAUCCUUUGCCUAGCCAACCAGCCAGUAUGUCUCAACCUGCGCCAGUGCUGUCGCCGCCAAAGGAGCUUUCUCGUCCUAGUUCGACACUUCCCGAACCGUCAGAAGGCCCUCCCAAGCAGGUCCCAGCGAAGCGGUCGAAUAUUAUGAGCAUCUUGAACGACGAACCGGAAGAGCCUCCGCCACGGAAACGGCAGGCUUCUGCGGCUCCUUCAAGAGCUGUGUCUCCUUCACGCCCAGUAUAUGCAGCCAUGCCGCCGUUGUCGCAGCCAGGACCUCAGUCGCGUCAAGAAGAGCAGAAGACACCGACCUUUGCCCAGCAAACCCCGAGUCUGUCAUCGUCGCGCUCGUAUUUUGACUACCAUCAGCCUUAUCAGUCUGUUUCAGCGGGCUCUGCUACACCAUCCAACAACGAUUGGAUGGCACGGUUUGACCCUCGAGGGCAGCAGCAACAAGCGCCUCCGCCACAGUCAAUGAGCAGUCGACCAGCGUCCAUGGCUCCCCAGCCACCAUAUUCGCCAUACGCAUCAGGGCAAUCUCAGGCAGCCCCAUCUCUAACGAACCUGACUGCACCUUCGCCGGUUCCUUCGCCAGCUCCAGGUCAACGUCCUACGUACCAGACGUCUGUUUAUGCGCAGUCGCCGUCGAUUUCUUCCUCGCGAGAGUUGCCGUCUCAACCUGUCUAUCGCCAGUCCAUGGGGUCACCACCGCCGCGCAAUAGUGGCAUGACAUACAGCUCCCGACAAGGACCGCCAACACCGAUCCAGUCGUCCACUAGUCUACUUAACAUGCGGCAACCAUCAGCAACACCUUACGGAUCUACAGUAACGACUCCAACAUUAUCUCAACCAGGUGGUCACCAGACGUACCAGCAGCAUGUGCAGACCAUGGUCAAUGGUGCACACCAGCAACAAGCCCAUCGAUCUGCUCUUGGCCUGGCAGGCAGCCAAUACGGCCACAGCACCCCACCACCACAGGCUACGACAUCUCGUUCGGCUGCUGGGCAGCCUCCGUCGUUGUCUAUGGGGCGUUCGUACACGCCCCCAGCGGUUCUACAGCCCAACCCAAGUGGUGGCAUGAGCUAUGCGCCGAGUGGGCCCUCCCCGGCUGUCGGACCGGUGCACCCACUUCAUGCGCGCCAUCCCGGAGUGAGCGAGGCCACGCCAGGUCCAUCUGGAGGUAGUCGCCAUCAUCGGGUGUAUAGUCAGGGAUCGAACGCGGGGCCGCUUGGGCCGCUGACGCCACAACAUCAACACCCUCGGUAG
Molecule: messenger RNA, 6366 nt
Organism: Aspergillus ruber CBS 135680
Lineage: Eukaryota; Fungi; Ascomycota; Eurotiomycetes; Eurotiales; Aspergillaceae
Product: MYB DNA-binding domain protein
Exons: 2
Coding region: 1-6366 (2121 amino acids)
Biological process (GO): regulation of transcription by RNA polymerase II
Cellular component (GO): Set3 complex
Source: RefSeq, a predicted model, not a curated record